Metarhizium acridum CQMa 102 is the source of this 2544-nucleotide messenger RNA. RefSeq lists its product as uncharacterized. Gene Ontology annotation, biological process: carbohydrate metabolic process. Lineage: Eukaryota; Fungi; Ascomycota; Sordariomycetes; Hypocreales; Clavicipitaceae. The record is from RefSeq and is a predicted model, not a curated record. Gene Ontology annotation, molecular function: hydrolase activity, hydrolyzing O-glycosyl compounds; carbohydrate binding.
AUGCCUCAGCAAGAGCGAGUCCCUUCGGCCUGGGAGCUUGUCGGUGCCUCCAACACGGAGCCCAGCGUACAGCUGCAAUCUACCGGCCAAGAUUUGCCAUUUACCUUCAAGUUUGAGCUCAUCGCCUCCAAUGUAUUUCGAACAACAUUCUCAUCAGAGUCGCAUCCCCUACCCCCUCAUCCUAGUGUCAUAAUUCCACCCUCGGAACAAAAGGUCCUGAAGGCCAAUACUUUGGUUGGGGGCGGCGGUACCAGCAAAGAGAUUCGCAUUGGGGACAUCGUUGCCAAUGUUGACUGGACCGAAUCUUCACCACUUGUCGGCAUCUCAUAUGCCGGCUCCAAGGAGCCACUACAUAGCGAUCUUCCUCACAGAUCCUAUGUCGUUGAUGGGCAAGGCAUUGCGCACUACUCCCGCUAUAAGCGCGGGACUCUACACGUUGGUCUUGGUGAAAAGGCCGCGCCCAUGAACUUGUCAGGUAGACGAUUCGAACUAUCCGCCACGGACAGCUUUGGCUACGAUGUCUACAAGACGGAUCCGUUAUACAAAAAUAUUCCGCUCCUCAUCAAUGCAACACCCGCCGGCUGCGUUGCGCUCUUUUCAACCAGUCAUGGGAGGGGAAAAUACUCUAUCGGUGCCGAAAUGGACGGCAUGUGGGGACACUACAAGGUGUAUCGACAGGACUACGGUGGUCUAGAAGAGAUUGUGAUUGUCGGCAAGACUCUGAAAGAUAUUGUCACAACAUAUGCCGAGUUCGCCGGGUUCCCGUUGCUGGUCCCUCGAUGGGCGUUCGGCUAUCUGUCUGGAGGCAUGAAGUAUUCCAUGCUCGACGAUCCACCUGCAUCCGAGGCACUUCUCGAGCUGGCUCGAAAAAUGAAAGAGCACGACAUACCCUGCUCUGCAUAUCAGAUGUCCUCGGGCUACACUGUUGCAGAACAGGAGCCCAAGACGAGGAAUGUGUUCACAUGGAACCGGCAUCGCUUCCCAGACCCGCAAGGAUGGAUCAAGGAAUAUCACAAGCUCGGUAUGCGAUUAAUUGCGAAUGUGAAACCCUAUGUUUUGGCAAGUCACCCAGAAUACCAGAAGCUCAAGGAUUCAGGGGCUUUAUUCACAGACCCUCACACGAAGACCACAGCCGUCACCCGCCUUUGGAGUGCUGGUGGUGGUGAAAGUGAUGAGGGCGGUCACAUCGACUUCACCUCCGCGGCCGGCUUUAGCUGGUGGUUCAAUGGAGUUAAAAAACUUCGGGAGCAAGGCAUUGACUGUAUCUGGAACGACAACAAUGAGUACGCGAUUACCGACGAUGGCUGGCAAUGCGCUCUAGACCAGCCCUCCCUAGAAGUGCCAGAGGGUCUCGAGGGGCGUCGGGACGUCGGCCUUUGGGGACGCAGUUUGCAUACAGAGCUACAUGGCAAAGCUUCGCACGAUGCACUGCUCGAGGCUGAUCCAGAUAACCGACCAUUUGUCCUUACUCGAAGUGCCACGGCUGGUACAAUGAGAUAUGCAUGUAGCUCCUGGAGUGGUGAUAACAUCACUAGUUGGUCAGGCAUGAAAGGUGCAAACGCAUUGUCACUCACGGCCGGCAUGUGUCUGAUGCAGUGCUACGGCCAUGAUAUUGGUGGAUUCGAAGGGCCGCAGCCAUCUCCCGAGCUGUUGCUUCGAUGGGUACAGCUUGGUAUCUAUUCCCCCCGGUUUGCCAUCAACUGCUUCAAGACUGGAGAUGACAAUAAUGUUGGCGAUGUCAUCGAACCAUGGAUGCACCCAUCAAUUACACACCUAGUCAGAAAAGCGAUCAAGCGCCGGUAUGCAAUGAUACCUUAUUUAUACUCGCUUAUGCUGGUGAGUCAUCAAACGGCCAUACCACCACAAAGGUGGACAGGUUGGGGAUAUGAGUCUGAUCCCGAAGUCUGGACUCCCGAGAUCAUGGAUGGCGAGUGUCAAUACUGGCUUGGCGAUUCAAUCCUGGUUGGAGGUGUUUACGAACCAGGCGUAAGCCGCGCCAGAGUCUAUCUGCCGAAACAAUCUGAAUCUGAUGAAGGAUUCCUCAAUCUCAACGCACCAUACCAGCAUUUUCAGUCUGGCCAGUGGAUCACAAUCGAUGCGGAAUGGCAUGGGGCUGGCAUCCCAGUCCUUGCUAAAGUCGGGACCGUCAUACCAAUUGGGCGUGACGUUCAAGUCCUUUCUCCGGGAGAAAAGGAAAAUGUGGCCGAUUUACCCCUAGAUGACUACCGCGCCGUCGAAAUUUUUCCUCCGCCAGGGAAAAGUGCUAAAGACUGGUAUGUGUGCGAUUGGUACGAAGAUGACGGAGUGUCAACUGUGUCCAAGGUCAAGAUUUCCAAGUAUACUAUUUCGUACAACGCUACGGAAUCUCAAGUGCGCAUCCAUUUCAUCCGGGAAGAGAAAUCGGGUUUCGUCGCUCCUUGGAAGACACUUGUCGCGAUUCUUCCUGCUGGAGACUUGAGAGCUGUUGUUUCAGAGGAUGGUAUGGAAGUUCGUGCUAUCAGGACUGACGAGCAAGGUCGCCGGCAUUUCGAGCUCAGUCGGUAG